Ectocarpus siliculosus is the source of this 1947-nucleotide messenger RNA. Lineage: Eukaryota; Phaeophyceae; Ectocarpales; Ectocarpaceae. The record is from the annotation of a GenBank genome assembly.
AUGAUCAGCAAGGAGCACUUGGUCGGGGCGUUGUCGCAGCUAGGAGUUUCCGUCACCCGUAUGGAGCUGGAGGAGACCAUGAACCAUUACUCCACACAAGAUGCUUCCCGAGUGGAAAAUGCUCGAUGUCAAAUUCCGCACGCGGACCUCCUGCGGGACGCCGCGGCGGGGGCCCCGUCUCUGUUCGAGUGCGGGCAGUCCAUCACCGAGAGACUCAUGGGUUCUGCCCGAAGCCAAGGAAGUCUGCUAGGGAAGUCGAGGUCGGCCAAGGACGAAUCGCCCAUGAUCCGGGCUUUUCGCACCAAGCUUCAGCAGGUGAUCGACAAGCGGGUUAAGUACGCGGGCGGCUCGCCGAGUCGCAUCCUCAAAAGCCUCUUCCUGAACUGGGAUACGGAGCGCAUCGGUGCCUUGGACACCAAGCAGCUGCGCGGAGCCCUCCGGACGCUCAACAUGCGUCUUUCGGCCACUCAGGCCAAGGAACUGACCAGGUUCUACGCGAAGAAUGGCGACCCCGCCGCCGGCUGCGAUUGCAUGCAGCUCGUCGACGACGUGUGCGGGUACGAUCAGGGCCUGUUCGUUAACCAACUCCCGAAGGAGCAAACGGACAAGACGGGAGGCUGGGACGGUUCGGCGCCAGUAGUGGCAAGCGACGGGAAUCCCGGCAACAGCACCAGCGAGGGGUCAGACAGAAACCACGCGAGCCUUCAAUUCACGGCGAGGCCGCACGAAAAACCCUCAAACAGGGUCGUGGACCGCUUCAAGAUGAGACUAAGAGAUGCUCUGGAACAGACGAUAAAAACGAAGGGAGGUGUGAGCCACGCCAUAAUCCGGGAGGCGUUCCUGGACUGGGAUGCGGACGCAUCAGGGAAGCUGGAUCCACGGGAGCUUGUGGGGGCGCUGAAGCGGAUGGGGGUUUACGCUACCGAAGACGAGGCGAACGCUGUGGUUGAGUACUACGACCUCGACGGCACUGGGGAGAUGAGCUACGAGCUCUUGUGCAAGGAGAUCAAGACCAUGUCGCACCCGAUGCUGUCCUACAUCGAAGAGGUGGAUGUACUCAACGGGUUGGAUCGCACGGUCCGGGAGCCAGCGGUAGUCAAGAACGCGGUGGAACGUAUCAGGGUGGGGGUGACCGCUGCGGCGAAACGAGCGGCCGGGUCGGCCUCAACGUUACCCCUGAUAUCGCCUCGGGACUUGCUUGAAGGAACGAUAUUGCGGUUCGACCAUCAGGACAGUGGUCUGGUCGGCGUGGACGAGUUGCGGCAGGUGUGGAGAGAGCUAAAGAUUUGUCUCAGGACAUCCGAAACCAAGGCCGUCGUGGCCUGGCUCGAUCGGAGCACCGCCAAGAAGCUGCACACUUCAGACCUCUGCGACGCCGUUUUCGGCGUGAGUAGAUCAGGCCACGACUGCAACGGGAACUCGCCGCCCGGGCUUCUCGCGCCUAACAAUCUCGGGGAGAGACAUAGCAAGCCGAGGCCCAAGCCGCACGUCGUCCAAGCUCACCGUUCGGCCGCCUUGGCAAUGGGGGCGGCCAGCAGCGGCAGCAGCAGCGAGGACAGCGGCAGCAUCGCCUACCCGCCCCUCCCGUUGCCGUCCAAGAAAGACCGCCGAGAAGUAGCAGCAAAGAAAUUUGAUAGAAGGGCAGCGUGGAACUGGCAGGGCCCGGCUGCUGACGCCGUUGCCCAACGCGUAGAUCCUGGGGGCAAGAACGAAGGUAGCAACAAGCCUGUGGCCGGGGGUGGCGGCGGCUGGACCGGCGGGGACGGUGGCUCUGCGGCCAGUGGCGAGGCGGUCGUGGCGGAAAAGGCUAGGAUCGAAAAGCGGCUAAAGGAGCUCCGGCGGGAGAAGGCCUUGCUGCUACGGGAGAAGAACGGGAUGGAGUGCUGGGGGGAGCGGGGGAGGGGAUCAAACCCGUCCUACGUUCCCAUGAAUAAAUGCGCGGGCUGA